Lodderomyces theae is the source of this 1110-nucleotide messenger RNA. RefSeq names its product threonine aldolase. Gene Ontology annotation, molecular function: L-allo-threonine aldolase activity. The record is from RefSeq and is a predicted model, not a curated record. Gene Ontology annotation, biological process: glycine biosynthetic process; L-threonine catabolic process. The coding region runs from base 1 to 1110 and encodes 369 amino acids. Gene Ontology annotation, cellular component: cytosol. NCBI's taxonomy places the organism in Eukaryota, Fungi, Ascomycota, Pichiomycetes, Serinales, Debaryomycetaceae. The transcript has a single exon.
AUGGAUUUAUCAGUGUUUACUCAGCAGAGCCCUGCUCACAAUGACUUCCGCAGUGAUACGUUCACUACGCCAACGGCAUCCAUGAUCAACUCGUUGGCCACAACCACGCUUGGCGAUGCAGUUUACAACGAGGAUUCCAAAACCAUUGAGUUGGAGAAGAAAGUUGCUGAAAUGACUGGCAAGGAGGCGGGUUUGUACUGUGUGAGUGGAACUUUAUCGAAUCAAUUGGCCAUGAGAGUAAACUUGUUGCAGCCUCCAUAUAGUGUAUUGUGUGAUUACCGUGGACAUGUUUACGUUCAUGAAGCUGGAGGAAUGUCAACUUUGACACAAGCAAUGGCCCAACCAAUCAAGCCCAAGAACGGCAUUCACUUAACAUUAGACGAUGACAUCUUGCCCAACUUUAUCCCUGAUGAUGGAGAAAUUCAUGGUGCGCCAACAAAGUUAAUUUGUCUUGAGAAUACAUUACAUGGAAUGAUUUUCCCCUUGGACGAAAUUAAAAAGAUUUCCAAUUUUUGUAAACAAAACGAUGUCAAGUUACAUUUGGAUGGGGCAAGAUUAUGGAACGCAAGUGUGGCAACGGGGAUCUCGUUGAAGGAAUACAGUCAAUAUUUCGAUAGUGUAUCAUUGUGCUUGUCAAAGACCUUGGGGGCACCAAUUGGAACGGUGUUGGUUGGAGAUAAAAAAUUUAUCUUGAAAGCCAACCACUUUAAGAAACAAAAUGGUGGGGGUGUAAGACAAAGUGGGUUACUAGCCAGCAUGGCGAUUGUAGCAAUCGAUGAGAACUUUUCAAAAUUGCAAAAAACUCAUGAAAUGGCAAAAGAGUUGGGUCAAUUGUGCAAGGAAAAGGGAAUCAUUUUGGAACAUCCAGUGGAUACAAAUUUUGUAUUUGUUGACGUUGCUGCUAACAAGAUCAAUCCUAGCAAGUUGGUUGAAAUCAGUGACAAAUACGGAGUCAAGAUAUAUUCGGGACGGGUCUCGUUCCAUUACCAAAUCUCUCAAGAGUCAUUUGAAAAAGCAAAGAAAGUUAUUGUGGAAGCAUUCGAAUAUGCUCAGAAGCAUCCUUUUGAAGAGCCUCAUAAUUUCAAAUUUUACACUGCUGAGAAUAAAUAG